Messenger RNA from Malus domestica (apple), 1456 nucleotides. Its product is annotated as ADP-ribosylation factor-like protein 2. Gene Ontology annotation, cellular component: microtubule cytoskeleton; cytoplasm. Gene Ontology annotation, molecular function: GTPase activity; GTP binding. Gene Ontology annotation, biological process: protein folding. Lineage: Eukaryota; Viridiplantae; Streptophyta; Magnoliopsida; Rosales; Rosaceae. The record is from RefSeq and is a predicted model, not a curated record.
AUGCGAGCGUACAAUUUUUUGAGAACCAAAAUGUAAUUGUACAAUUUUUUGAGAACCAAAAUGUAAUUGUACAGAGAGUUAGUGGCUGGUGUGCAAUUUUGGAUGAAUCGAUUCAGCUCCGUGUCGAAACGUACAAUUUUCUGAGAACCAAAAUGUAAUUAUACAGAGAGUUGGUGUGGCUAAUGUGCAAUUUUGGAUGAAUCGACUCAGCUCCGUGUCGAAACGCUUUGCAUUCUCGUACACAGAGUUGGUGUGUCUAUUUCCCACUCCAUCAGAUCCGCCGGGAACCGCCGACGCCGAGUCAGUCUCAAAUUUCCCAGAAUAAUCACGUAAGCCGAGCGCUAAGCACUUCAUACUUCACCUGUUCCUAGCAGAACUGAGCUGAGCUGACAACCACCACCUACCAUCAACGACAGAUGACUAAACUCAGAAUUUGAAAGCCUCAGUGAAGUCUCCGUUUUGAGAAAAAAAUUCAAUUGGUUUUUGCAUUGAACCUCGAAGCCUACUUGGAGAAGCUCAAUCUGAUUUUUUGUUGGAACAAAUGGGGCUUCUCAGCAUUAUUCGAAAAAUUAAAAGGAAGGAAAAAGAAAUACGUAUACUCAUGGUUGGGCUUGACAAUUCCGGAAAGACAACCAUUGUGCUGAGAAUUAAUGGAGAGGACACCAGCGUUGUCAGUCCCACACUCGGCUUCAACAUCAAGACCAUCAUUUACCAAAAGUAUACCCUCAACAUAUGGGAUGUCGGGGGCCAGAAAACAAUAAGAUCGUACUGGAGAAACUAUUUCGAGCAAACUGAUGGUCUGGUAUGGGUGGUUGACAGUUCAGAUCUUAGAAGGUUAGAAGACUGCAAAGCGGAACUCGACAAUCUUUUGAAAGAGGAGAGGCUUUCGGGAUCAUCCUUGUUGAUACUAGCAAAUAAGCAGGACAUAAAAGGUGCCCUUACUCCGGAAGAAAUUGCUAAGGUUUUGAACUUGGAGGCAAUGGAUAAAACUCGGCACUGGCAAAUUGUCGGCUGCAGUGCAUUCACCGGCGAGGGACUGCUUGAGGGAUUCGAUUGGUUGGUCCAAGACAUUGCCUCUCGGAUCUAUGUUCUUGAUUAGUGCCAAUUUUAAGUCACUGGAAGGUAAUGCAGGUCACUUCAAUUUGUAUUAGCAACGGAAGUACCCAAACAGAAUCUUGAAGUGCUUCAAAAAAGAAGUGAUCGGAAAGCAACAGCAGGAGCGCACUGUAAUGAAUGUCGUGAGACAAGCUAUGUUUACAUUUUAUUAUGUUGUCGAACUUUUGUGUGUAGUAAUGAAUAGAAAUGGUGUGUUGGCCUGUUUGGAAUUGUUUCUAAGAGUGUUUACGAGUACAAGUGUUUCCUAUAAAAGUAGUCAAUGAGACGAUGUGUCUUUAGUCAAUCAGACGAUGUUGUGUAGUAGUUUAAACGAGUGAUUAGUGACGUAUUUACUUAUUAA